UUGCGGAACUCCCACGAAAUGGAACGUUGCGCAUCUUCGGGUUCCAUUCCUUUUCUCGCCGCGUUCCACGGCAUGCCGAGCGCGUGAAUAGAGCGCGUGGAGUUCUGCGGGCCGGGUCUCCCAUCCGUUGGCUCUGGAGGGCCCUGCUUCGGUUCGAUCUGUGGCCCUUCUUUCGCGGCUGUAACAACCAGGCCGCCUCCGAAAAACUGCAGAUGAACGAGCCACUUUGUGCCGCAGCAUCCGACCAGGAAGCCCGUGCUUCGUAAACGUGAGCGAGGCGGCCUCCAUCAAGGGAAUACGGUGAAGUUGUCGCCCAUCUGCAGACGUGACCGAAAGCAGGGCUUCUGGAUCCAGCUUUCGCUUUUGGGUGAUGGAAGAGCCACUCCCUGGGCUGCCACCGCCUACCUCUCGUGGUCUCGGGAUUUAUUAUGUACAAGCUGAUUCAGAAGACUGGCAUGCCGAAAGGGAAGGCGAGGGAUUGAUGUGAUGCAAUGCAACGUUCUUGGUACCAUCCUUGUUGUUCCAGAGUUUUGUAUUUCCCUGGCUUUUCCUCCUUUCCUCGGGCCAUUGAUGUCAUUUUUCCUCCCCACCACGAUGACAACUGGUUGUUUUUGCACUGCCCGGAUAGUUCUUUCUAAUAUCAGAGUCCUGAGUGGGAGGAAGCCUUUGUGUUUCUUAAGGAGUUCAGGUAGAAAGCCAGUCACAGUCUCCUCUAAGAAUGUUGGAAGAGGGUUCCGGUGGAACAGCGUUGCCAAGAUUACUUUAGUGUGCUGGGGGGUUGGAGGAUUGCCUCAGGAUGGGAGCUGUGAAGCGGAGUCCAGCAAAGACGCCCAAAGAAGGGUGAAUGUUCUUCUGAACAAAGCAGAGUUCCUCCACCAUGUUGGGCUAGUUUUUUCUGUUAUGAUCCGUACCUGUGUCCUGUUGCUGAAAUUUGGGCCUUUUCUUUUCUUUUACCCUUUCACUUACUUCUCCCCAACUUUGGCAUCCCUCUGGGUCCAUCUUCUGUUGCGAGUCACGGAAUCCUCUGGUCCUACUUUCAUCAAACUGGGUCAGUGGGCCAGCACCAGGCGAGACCUAUUUUCGGAAGAGUUCUGUGUCAAAUUCUCCAAGCUUCACAUCAAGGUGAUUCCUCACCCUUGGGAUUACACGAAACGGUCUUUGGAGAAAGCAUUUGGAGACGGCUGGGAGAAGGUCUUCACCUUGGAAAGCCGGGAGCCUGUUGGGGCUGGCUGCGUUGCCCAGGUUUAUAAAGCUUACGUGGACAUCUCUGCUCUUGGACAGUCGACACUGAAAGAACUUUCAAAGAACUCUGGGUUGGAUUCUGCUUUGGAGGCCUGGCAAGUCUUUGGUCUUAAGGGACUCGUGAGGUGGCUGUGGCGGAGGAAGCAUGAUGAUGCUUCAGCAAUAUAUGGUGGCCAUUGGUCUGUUUGCAAAAAUAGUUUCUGUGGAGGCAUUAAUCCGAACUCAGGUUUUGGAUAUCCUAGCACACACUUAUCUUCUCCCAAGAGGGAUUGCCUUCUUCCAGUGGCCAUUAAGGUUCUGCAUCCUGGAUUAGUUCGACAAGUACAAAUGGAUCUGUUUCUCAUGAAGAUUGGCAGUCGGUUGAUCGAGCUUUUCCCGGGGGUCAAGUGGCUUAGCCUAACAGAGAUUGUGGAGGAGUUUGAGAAACUCAUGAUUCAGCAGAUUGACCUGCGCUAUGAAGCAAGAAAUCUGGAACACUUCCGUCUUAACUUUCAAGAUGUGGAUUAUGUGAAGUUCCCCAUUCCUCUCCACCCUUAUGUGACAAGAAACAUCCUAGUAGAAACAUUUGAGGAAAGCAAGCCCAUGUCCCAGUAUUUGCAUACAGAGACCACAAUGGAGCUGCAACGAAAAUUAGCCAAGAUGGGUAUAGACAUGAUCCUCAAGAUGGUAUUUGUGGAUAACUUUGUCCAUGCUGAUCUGCACCCUGGGAAUAUCUUGGUUCAGGGAGCAGAGUGCUUCAAUGACUACCACGAGGAUCGAGCUGUUAUGGUGGAUCUUUUGGACACACUUGUUCUGGAGGUGGCGCCUUCUCCCUCCCCGCUCCGGCUGGUGCUUCUGGAUGCAGGAAUUGUAGCAGAACUGCAGGAUGUUGACCUUGAGAACUUCAAAGCAGUCUUCACUGCUGUGGUGUUAGGGCAGGGGGAGAGAGUGGCAGAGUUAAUCCUUCAUCACUCCAGAGCGAACCAGUGCAAGGAUGUAGAGAGAUUCAAAGCUGAUAUGGCUGAGCUGGUGACAAAGGCUAGGAGCAACACUAUAGCGUUGGGAAAGUUCCAAGUUGCGAGCCUACUGUCCAGUGCUUUCCAGUUACUGAUGGCCCAUCAGGUAAAACUGGAGAGCAACUUUGCCUCAGUUGUCUUUGCCAUUAUGGUCUUGGAAGGCCUUGGUCGCUCCCUGGAUCCUGAGCUAGAUAUUCUGAAAGCAGCUAAACCUCUUCUCAUCAAACCUCCAGGUUUUCCUCUAUGGAAGGAAUAGUCAGCGGCACAGCCAGCUUUGAGAUGGUGGUGAUAGGCAAGAGCCAGAGCUUGAAAAAAUUAGUUUUUUGGUCCAAAAAAAUCUAUUUUUUAGCACCCCCAGCGGGCAGACUGGCUAACGGAACAGUCUUGGGAAACUGUGCUCUGCAAAAACCUUAUGGUCUGAUUUGAAGCCCCUGGUUCUUUGGCUGCUUCCCCGCCCCCCUGCCCCAUCUUCUCUUUUUGCCUGGCAAUCUUGCAGUAUGACUGGGACAACAAAACAUCACCACUCCUGUAAAAGGAAGCUCCACUGCUGGCCUAGCAAGGUUGCGGGAAUGUCUGCUCCAUUGGAAGUAUUUCUUCAAAUAUCAAAGUGGUAGCAAACUGAAUGAAUCGGAUGUUUCCUUUUGGAGAGAGCUUGGACAAAGUGGCCUCCAGGGUGAUGGGAAGCCUUCAGGGUUUUCAUUGUUUCCGGCCCAUCUCAAAGUCAACAGCCGAUGUGUUCGACCUACCAGUCCGACUCUCACACUUGGAUAAAUACUUCAAAUUAAAAUGGUGUGUGCUUCCUUCACUCCAUCAUACUGUGUCCUACUCACACUAUGUGGAGGUCAUCAGUUUCCUUCCUCAAUCCCAUGGUGUGAAGCCCUGGACCUGCACCCUGUGGUCCUGCAGUAAUAGUACUGAUGGCAGUAGUUGCAGAAACUGCCAUUGUGUCACCUGCUGUUGUGGCUUCCAAUGAUUACAUCCAAAAACUGAGGACAUCUUUAUGUCAAGACAGGCAGUGUCCAAAUGCUAAAGGUCUUUCCAUUUGGAUCCUGAAGUUGAGGGAAUGCUGUUCUCCUGAACUUCAGAGUAAUGUCUUCAGCACCAAAGGAAUAUUUACCAGUACAGUGGACCCUCUACUUACAGAAUUAAUCUGUACUGGAAUGGUGGCUGCAGGUCGAAAAGUCUGUAGGU
Messenger RNA from Pogona vitticeps (central bearded dragon), 3428 nucleotides. RefSeq names its product aarF domain containing kinase 2 (gene ADCK2). Gene Ontology annotation, cellular component: mitochondrion. Lineage: Eukaryota; Metazoa; Chordata; Lepidosauria; Squamata; Agamidae. The record is from RefSeq and is a predicted model, not a curated record.